AUGCCGUCUCCUCCAGAAUAUACUGCGGAUCUUUCUGCAUCAUCCCCCGAACCGAUACCCAAAUCGCAUGCCUCGUCGACUGACCCGCAAAGCGAGAUGCCAUCGAAUCAACUUCCAGUGUCUUCUUCAGUUGCCGAAGCGCAGCAAGAAGUGGCCGCCGUCCACACCCCGGCGCAGGUUGAGGGCAUGUCAUCGGUAGAGCGCACAACACUAUUCAGAGAGCUACGAAUCAUUCAAAUGGACGUAUUAACGGCCAGUGUGAACAGGAUGAAGAUACACAGCCAAUCUUCGGCCAGUCAGAUGGGAACCGACACAGCUCGACUGGGGCGCGGUGAAGAGGAACAGUUGAGCAAGCUGCAAGAAGAGGCGCGACUUAAGGCAAAAUUUGGGCAAAGACUACGAUCCACCGAUGUGGGAGGAGCAAGAGCACCCGAUGCGGAUACUGAGGCGAAUGGCGAUGUAGCAGGUGAGCACAAAGAGGGCUUUGACGAAGGCGAUGAUGGUUUGGAGGAAGCAACUUCCUGCGCAGGCAACGAGGCAACAAAUAAAGAUGCUUAG
Messenger RNA from Cucurbitaria berberidis CBS 394.84, 558 nucleotides. RefSeq lists its product as uncharacterized. The record is from RefSeq and is a predicted model, not a curated record. Lineage: Eukaryota; Fungi; Ascomycota; Dothideomycetes; Pleosporales; Cucurbitariaceae. Bases 1 to 558 code for a protein of 185 amino acids. The transcript is spliced from 3 exons.